This is a messenger RNA of Camelina sativa (false flax), 1544 nucleotides long. RefSeq names its product phospholipase A1-IIalpha. Lineage: Eukaryota; Viridiplantae; Streptophyta; Magnoliopsida; Brassicales; Brassicaceae. Gene Ontology annotation, molecular function: glycerophospholipid phospholipase A1 activity. Gene Ontology annotation, biological process: lipid metabolic process. The record is from RefSeq and is a predicted model, not a curated record.
CUUUGAUUAAUUUGAUAUUUGAUGUAACUAACAAAACAUGUUUUAAGCGUUGGUUAACCGUUGAAACUGAUGUUAAUACUAUAAAUUGUUAUAUGCGUACACUUAACAAAAACUUAAAUCAGCACUAUAUAUGUGAAGGACCGUGCAUCAAGGACCAAUUCCUUCACGCAUUAUUCAACUCUUUCACACAAGGAGCCAUGUUACUAUCCAAUAAUCAAGAUCAAGAAGAUAAAGGUUUGUAAAAAAAUCUAAGGCAAAUAUGUUGGACGACAUAGCAAAGAGAUGGAAGGAGCUGAAUGGCCAAAAAAAAUGGCAAGGCCUGCUUGAUCCACUUGACCCGGAUCUUCGCCGCUGCCUCAUUCACUAUGGGGAGAUGUCUCAGGUUGGUUACGACGCCUUUAAUUGGGACCGCAAGUCCAGAUAUGCUGGUGACUGUUAUUACUCCAAGAAACAACUAUUUGCUCGAACCGGCUUCCUCAAAGCCAACCCUUUCAGGUACGAGGUGACCAAGUACAUCUACGCAACAGCUUCCAUAAAGUUACCAAUCUGUUUCAUCGUCAAGUCUUUGUCAAAGGAUGCCUCUCGCGUGCAGACUAACUGGAUGGGUUACAUUGCGGUUGCUACAGACCAAGGAAAAGCGAUGUUAGGAAGGAGAGACAUUGUUGUGGCAUGGAGAGGAACACUUCAGCCAUAUGAAUGGGCUAAUGAUUUCGAUUUUCCACUUGAGUCAGCUAUCUCGGUUUUCCCUGUAAAAGACCCCAAAGAUAACCCUCGUAUUGGAAGUGGCUGGCUCGACAUCUACACCGCUUCUGAUCCUCGCUCUCCUUAUGACAAGACUAGUGCACGAGAACAGGUACAAGGAGAGCUCAAGAGGUUGCUGGAAGUUUACAAGAAUGAAGAAGUAAGCAUCACUUUCACUGGCCAUAGCUUGGGCGCCGUUAUGUCAGUUCUAUCAGCUGCAGAUAUUGUCUAUGGCAAAAACAGCAACAUCAAUAUAAGUCUUCAAAAAAAGCAAGUUCCUAUCACAGUUUUUGCUUUCGGCAGUCCUCGGAUUGGAGACCAAGACUUCAAAAAAAUCGUCGACUCACUCCAACCACUAAACAUCCUAAGAAUAGUAAAUGUUCCAGAUGUCGCGCCACAUUAUCCACUCUUACUAUAUGCAGAAAUAGGCGAGGUAUUAGAGAUCAAUACAUUGAACUCCACGUACCUGAAACGGUCUCUGAACUUUAGGAACUACCAUAACCUGGAGAUUUAUCUGCACGGCAUAGCAGGGAUGCAAGAUGCAGCUGGGGUAUUCAAGCUGGAGAUUGGCCGGGAUAUUUCUUUGGUCAAUAAAGGAUUAGAUGCUCUGAAGGACGAGUACUUAGUGCCAAGUACCUGGAGGUGUCUGGCAAACAAAGGGAUGGUUCAAAUGAAUGAUGGGACAUGGAAGCUGAAUGUCCACAGGAGAGAUCAUGAUGAUAAUGAUGCUGCUGAUGAUGACGACUCCUCCUCAACUAGUAACCAACUACAAGAGCUUAAUACAGUUUAGUUACUAAAUCUUA